UGAGUCUUGUUUACCACUGGCUGAAGACGCACCACAACAUCAGGAAGUAGCAUUAGCCACAUACAUGGUGGUGGACAUGUGUGUUUUAUUAACAUUAUAGUACGCAAAUGUCCCAUAUUUUGUUCCAUAGACGAGCUAUUAAAUCUAGUUAAGGAGGAAACCGAUGCCUUCGCAGCCAGAAUAAAGGAUGCUUUAUGUAUGUCAGACCAUGGAGGGGACACGAGUGUAUUACCGUCGAGGCUGACAGCGUUGGCACCUAGAGGUAAUACGACAUCAGGAAGAACUAUGCCCACUAGAAGUCUCGGCGCUAGGAGACAGCUCACUGCAGAAUGAGUCCACACAGUGCUGCCAGAGUGGUGGUGGUUGGUGCUGGUCUAUCAGGCUUAUCUGCAGCUUCCACCCUGGUGAAAGCUGGCUUUCGGCACAUCCAAGUCCUGGAGGCUAUGGGCAGGCCCGGAGGCCGAGUCUACACCACAAGACCCUUUGGCCAGAAUGUAAUUGAGCUGGGGGCCAACUGGAUCCACGGUCAGGCCAACCCUCUCUUCCUGCUAGCCCAGGAGCAGGGCCUGCUGCUGGAGGAGAGAGGCUCAGCCAGCAUCAUGUGCCUGCCAGGCUCUGUCACCCCUAGGGACUACUUCUUCCGGGAAAGCAGGCGACAGCUUCCGGUGGACGAGGUGGAGCAGGUGUGUUCCUUUUUCAGCGGGCUCACCUCCAGGGCCUUCAAAUCAGAGUUGGAGCCUAGGCACAGCAGUCAGAGCCUGGGGGGCUACCUGGACGAGGAGUUCGCCCAGUCACCCCUGGCGGCCUUGGAGGACGGCCCGAGGGUAUUCGAGUGGUGCAAGAGGAGCGAAUGCACGGAUGAGGCCAGCUCCUCCCUCUAUGAGGUGUCUGCCUCGCAGCUGGGUCACUAUGUGGCCUUGGAGGGGGGCUUCUUCAAUUCUCUGGGCCCCGGAGGCUAUCAGGCCCUAGCAGACACCCUCUUGGACAACCUUCCGCCUGGAGCCUUGUUGUGUGACAGGCCGGUACACAGCAUCCACUGGGCCCUGCAGGAGGAGAAGAACCACACCCGUCCAGUCAGAGUGCUGUGCCAGGGGGGCCAGUGCUUCAUGGCAGACCACGUCAUCGUGACCGUCCCUUUAGGCUUCCUGAAAGAGAAUGCAGUGGCCAUGUUUGAGCCAGCCCUCCCCAAGUCCAAGGCCGACGCCAUUGAGAGACUGGGCUUCGGCACAGUGGACAAGAUUUACCUGCGGUUCGAGGACAGGUUCUGGCCCCACGACUGUGCCGGGAUCCAGCUGGUGUGGGACGCUGGGCCCGAGGAUGAGGAGGUAUACCAGCACUCUCAGUCAGAGGGUGGGGCCUGGAGAGACAUGUGGUAUAAGAAGAUCUGUGGCUUUGACACGGUGGCCCGCCAUCCCACAGUCCUCUGCGGCUGGAUCACCGGCCGGGAGGCCCGACACAUGGAGAGCCUGGACGAGAAGAUAGUGGGAGAGGUGUGUGUAAGAAUGCUCAGGUCCUUCACUGGCUGGUCAGUACCAGAGCCAGCCCAGGUCCUGAUGUCCAAGUGGGGGAGUGAGCGUUUUGUCCGUGGGUCAUAUACGUACCCCCCUCCAGGAGUGGACGCUGUGAGGGAACACACAGCCCUGGCAGCCCCUCUUCCUUUGCCCUGUGAGGCUGGAUACUCACAGGCAAAGCCUCUUCAGGUGCUGUUUGCUGGCGAGGCCACCCACGUGAACUUCUACACCACCACUCAUGGGGCCUACAUGACGGGCAUCAGAGAAGCACAAAGACUCAUUGACCAUUACGCCGAUAGUGAGCCCCGAUUCCUCUAACGAGUGAUACACAAAAUGCCUCAUUUACUAAGAACUCUAGCUUGUCAGCAGGUUACUAAUACUGAUGAAAUUACCAUGAAUUGUUUUCGAUAUCUAGUAAGCAGCUGCUUGAAAUCAUUAGCCACUAUGAAUGUCGCCACUAUGGAUUCAGCUGUGGACUUUGGUCACCAUCAUGCGAUUGUGUUAAAGUUGAAGUGCUUUGUAAUUGUAGUUGUAUGUCACAGUAUCAGUUCUUUCUUUUAGGGAUUGGUUAGCAUACUAAGAUUGCCUGACUCAUAAUGUAAUGACCUUUUUCCUUUUUUCGUGUAACUUGAAACCUUAGCUGUCAUUUUAAAUGACACCUUUUUUGUUGUUGACAAAUACAUUUUUUUGUGGGAUGAAUAUAUUAAUUGGAUCCCAAUUAGUUAUGCCAUACUGCCAUUUGUUUUCACAUUAAAAUUUGAUGCACAUAUCA
This is a messenger RNA of Oncorhynchus nerka (sockeye salmon), 2283 nucleotides long. RefSeq lists its product as uncharacterized. Gene Ontology annotation, molecular function: polyamine oxidase activity. The record is from RefSeq and is a predicted model, not a curated record. NCBI's taxonomy places the organism in Eukaryota, Metazoa, Chordata, Actinopteri, Salmoniformes, Salmonidae. The coding region runs from base 330 to 1829 and encodes 499 amino acids. The transcript has 4 exons.